GCCUCCGCCAGCAACGCUCAAGCGUCACUUGACAACAUGGCACUUGCUGACCAUCAUCAGACUCCGUCGGCGGCGGUGGCGGCGGCUCGGCCUGGCAUCGGCAUCAAGUUUGUUCUUGCUGGGUGCGCCAACUUGAGUGCCGCGUUCAUCACAAACCCCAUUGACGUGCUCAAGACGCGUAUGCAGCUGGAAGGGGAGCUCCCGCCGAAUGCCCCACGGCGGUACAGCGGGUUCGUUGCAGGCGGCCACACGAUUCUACGAACAGAAGGAUGGCGCGGGUUCUACAAAGGCCUUACUGCAUCCUUGAUGCGCGACGGGUUUUACUCGGGCAUUCGUCUCGGCGCGUACGAGCCCGUGAAGGAACUCCUCGGUGCCACGGAUCCGUCGUCCACACCGCUCUACAUGAAAAUCACGGCGGGCGCCAUCACGGGAUCGUUCGGAAGCGCGCUGGCGAACCCCACCGACUUGAUCAAAGUGCGCAUGCAAGGCGAAGGCAACCGGUACUCGUCGACGCGGCAGGCCUUUCUCGACAUCUGGACACACGAAGGCGUGAAAGGGCUUUGGAAAGGCGUCGGACCGACCGUGAAACGCGCGGCAUUGCUCACGGCGACCCAAAUCCCGAGUUAUGACCAUUCCAAGCACUUGCUCAUCAACCACAACGUAUUGGAAGAAGGCGUGGUGCUCCAUUUUGUGUGCAGCAUGUUUGCCGGCUUCAUGGCGGCCACCGUCACGUCGCCAGUCGACGUGAUCAAGACGCGCAUCAUGCACCAGUCGACCGCCAUGUACACCGGGUCGAUCGACGCAUUUCAAAAGAUCGUCCGGCGCGAGGGCUUUGGCGGGCUGUACAAAGGAUGGUUCCCCAAUUGGAUGCGCAUCGGGCCCCACACCAUGAUCACUCUCAUGAUCUUCGAAGAGCUGCGCAAGCUCGCGGGCCUUCCACCCGUGUAGGUCGUGCGGGUUUGUCAUGAUCGUCCACGACAAUUGUCGGAAAUUUCGGAAUUUAUACCCCGUUUUCGCCAAAAAUUCCCGAAAAAUCGUCCGC
Aphanomyces invadans is the source of this 1042-nucleotide messenger RNA. RefSeq lists its product as hypothetical. Bases 37 to 948 code for a protein of 303 amino acids. The record is from RefSeq and is a predicted model, not a curated record. Lineage: Eukaryota; Oomycota; Saprolegniomycetes; Saprolegniales; Verrucalvaceae. The transcript has 3 exons.